AUGGAAAAACUAUUCAGGAACCAGGAGUUGAAUGUUAGCGUGAGAACUGUUAAGAGUGGUGAGGAGGUACUGUUUUAUGCAAAAGAUGUGGCAGAAUCUCUAGGGUACUCGAACACGAAAAAAGCAAUUAGAAACCAUGUUUGGGAAGAGGAUAAGUGCACUCUAGGGUCAAUCCAAAGGGGUGCCCUCGAGGGACCCCCCUUGAAAGGUCAGCCUGGUUCUAUUUUAAUUACAGAACAGGGUUUGUACCAGUUAAUUUUCGGAUCAGAGCUUAACACAGCAAAGGAGUUUAGGAGGUGGGUAUUUAGUGAAGUCCUACCAUCUAUCCGCAAAACAGGCUCAUAUGAAUUACUAGAUAGAAGGUCACUAAGAUAUAACCAAAUGAUUCUUAUAAAUGAAACGGACCUUCAUCACGCAGUUGUGAGUUACAUUAGAGAUAACUACCCUAAUGCUGUGAUAGUACCUGGUCUAGGUGAGUAUCAGGAUACAGUGUCAAAGAGAUGUGAUGCCUGGAAGAAGGGAUAUAAAGGUGGUCAACCAGAUCUUAUCAUAGAAAAUCCUAUGGGGAAGUAUAAAGGAUUUGCUAUUGAAUUCAAGUCUCCCAAAGGCACCGGAGUCGCAAGUGAAAAACAAGUGUUAUGGUUCCACAAACUUAUGAAGAUAGGUUACAUGGUGAUGGUGUCAGAUGACCUUGUAAAAACUUGCAUUAGAAUCAACGAAUACUUUUCACUUAAGAAGGUCGCAAAGAAGGUCACAGUGAACAACACACAGUGCGCUGUAAGGUUGUACAGACCUAGGUUCAGUUCAGGUAAGUACUAGCUGCGCUAGCAGUGACCAGUAACGUAGUUACUGCUAGUCAGGUCAUCUCACCAGUAGAUUUGAGAUACCUCACCAGCAGAUUUAAGUUAUCUCACCAGUUAUCUCACCAGUAGAUUUAAGUUAUCUCACCAGUAGAUUUGAGAUAUCUUACAAGUAAAUUUAAGUUAUCUCACAAGUAGACUCUAGAUGUCUCACAAGAUAAAACCCAGUUAAACCUAAGGUAUCUUACAAGUAGAAUGGAAGAUAAACCUGAGCAAACUCAAGUAGUAGCAAGUGAAAAGAAGAAGGACCCAAAAAGAGUAGCUGCAGGAAAACGAUUAGCCGCAAUCAGUAAAAUAGCAAAGGAGAGGAAAAAGAAACUUGCAGAACCUGAGGAGUCAUCCAGCAAUAACAUGAUCGCAUAUGUAGGAGUGGUCAUCGCAUUGGUAUCUCUUGUCCUAGCAUAUAAGUCGCAUCAAAGGGAAACCAAAGAACUAGAACCUAAGUACACCCCUGAAACUGUAGAAGUAACCAGGAAAGCUGAUGCGUCCAAGUUAGAUUCACUUGAAUGA
Molecule: messenger RNA, 1370 nt
Organism: Paramuricea clavata
Lineage: Eukaryota; Metazoa; Cnidaria; Anthozoa; Malacalcyonacea; Plexauridae
Source: the annotation of a GenBank genome assembly